Molecule: messenger RNA, 3051 nt
Organism: Trypanosoma conorhini
Lineage: Eukaryota; Euglenozoa; Kinetoplastea; Trypanosomatida; Trypanosomatidae
Exons: 1
Coding region: 1-3051 (1016 amino acids)
Biological process (GO): endoplasmic reticulum to Golgi vesicle-mediated transport; Golgi organization
Cellular component (GO): Golgi apparatus
Molecular function (GO): small GTPase binding
Source: RefSeq, a predicted model, not a curated record
AUGUGGAGCCACUGGAGUGACGUCACGAAGAAGAUUAGGGACAUCGCCGCCGAGAUUGCCCAGCCCAUCAACGAGGACGUGGAGGGCGCGCAGGAGGAAGUCCGGCCCGCAGGCAGGGGUACAGCCGGGCCACGGCAGGUGACACGUGCCGCGGCACACGGUUUUCGGGCCCCACCGGCAGGCAAUGACUCGCUUCACGAGCAGAGCAGCAACUCGUCGACGUUGCGGCCGGCGGGGUACCCCGCUCCCCCGGUGCGUCGCGCUGCCGCAUCGGAUGUUAGCAUGUCGCCACCGUCCCGCCUCAGCACCUCCACCGCACGUGAGAGCAGCAGCGAACGGAACGUUCUCUCCGCCAACGCGGCCCCGGGGGAACCGCCACAAACUCCGUGCAGGGAAGCUGCUGUGGCACCAGCGCAGGCAACACCGUCACCAGCGGGGCCACGAAAUUGGGGUGAAAUGAUGAGGCGGAGCGGGGAGCAGGAUGUGGCGGAAUUGCAGCUCCAGCUGCAGCGCCUCUCUGCGGAGAAGCGGCAGAUGGAGCAACAGGUUCUUGCCUACCAGGAGGAAGUGGCGGAGACGCACAGGAAGACGGUGGCGUACUAUGAACAAAAAAUGGUGACGCUUCAGCAAGGCAUCAACUCGGAGACGGCGCUUAAAGAGGAGCUUGCGGGAAAGCUGUCAGAGCGUGAGAAGGAGUGUGGCGAGCUUCAGUGUGAGGUUCAGGCACUGCGAAAAGAAGUGGAUAGACUCACGCAGGCGGCCGCCAUGAUGAAGGUGGCGCAUGACGAGGUCAAAAAAGAGCUGGCUUAUCGGGAAGAGGAGUGCUUGGACACGAGGCAGCAAAUCGAAUCCUUGCAGGACAUGCAUGAUGCUUUGCUGGAGCGGGUGGAGCGUGCGGAGGAGAAUAAAGGCAAAACACCCGUAGCUUCCGUUGCUGUUGCUCCCCCAGCUGCGCAUGCCGGCACUGACGUCGCCUCGUCAAUGGCUGCAAGUGAUGUGACAGUGCCGGACCUCUGUCGGCGGAUCGAGGAACUUCAGGAGGAAAAACUUCUUCUAACGCGUGAGAAGGAGCAGAUGGCGGCGUUGCUGCAGGAGGAGCGCCGCAGCCACCGCGCGACGGUGGAGGAAAGAGAUCGGAUCUUGUCCCACGACCGGGAACAGGCGCAGCGGCUAGCGGAGCUCGUUCAGCGGCUUGAGAAUGACCGGCGGCAGCAGCGCGAGAAUGACAUGGCGGCGGAAGAGGAGCGGCGGGGGCGGAGGUUGACACGACAGGAGGAAUCGGCGGAAGAAACUGUGCGCAAAACGGAGGCGGACGCAGCGGCAGGCAACGAGGCCUGGGAAAGAGUGGUCGCCUCAUUAAGGGCGGAGGUGGGGGCGUUGCGGUCGCAGCUGGAGGCGGCCAAACAGGAGGGCGAGGCCGCCGUUCACCGCGUGGAGGUGGCACUGGGCGAAAAGCAUGCGCAGGAGCUGGCAUCGUUCAGGGCACAGGGGGAGCGAAGCGCGCACGACACGCUGGAGGAACUCCAGCGGGAACUAGCAGCCGCCCAGCAGCAGGCGCGUGAUGCGGACGGAGAGCGUGAGAAGCUGCAGGAGGAAGUGCAGCGGCUCCACAACCGCCUCAAGGAGGCCCAGUCCAACGCGGAAGCACUCUCUGGUAAGUUGACCACGGCGGAAGCAAAUGUGGAAGCGCUGCAGUGUAGUCUACAAGAGGCGCGGCGGGCGACGGAGGGGCAUGAGGCCUCGGUUGUCAGCGCCCUCACGGCCCGCAGGAAGGAGCUGGAGGCGUCCUCGGCACGAACGGCGGAGCUCAUGCAGCAGCUGGAGCACACAAUCACGGACUGUCUUGUGCGUGCGGACACGGAUUUGCCGCCGUCCCGCGAUGGCGCCUGGGCGUCGUUCUCGGAUAAACUCACACUUCUUGCAAGUGAGUUUAACCGUCUUUUCAAUGCGAACCAAAAGGCAGCGCAACUGCAGAAGGAGUGGGAACGAACGUAUGAGCAGGCGCGGGGAGUGAAUGCGACACUCUCGCAGCAGGUGAACGAGGCCUGGAAAACCAUUGGGAAGCUACGGGAGGAUCUUUCCCUGCGCGAGCAGUCGAUUGCCAAGCUGAAGCAGCAGAUGCAGGCGGAGUCGCAGCUGCACCGUGACGCACAGCACGCGCUUGCCAGCGUCACAAAUGAGCUCCAGACACUCAAGGAAGAGAAAAAGGCGUGGGAGUCACGCAUUGGUCUCUCCAGCUCUGGAGAGUCGACACACCAGGAACAGCUGGCCGCGUUGGCUGCGGAAGUGGAAACACUGCGAAGAACCUUGCAGGAUCGGGAUGAAGAGUUGUCGCAGGCACAGCGUAGUUUAGAGACGCUGCAACAAGUGCUCGAGACCUUUAGCAAGAACAAAACGCGUGACGUGGAGGAGCUGACAGCUGAUAUGCAGGUUGAGAUUGAUCAGAUGCGGUCCCAACUGCUAGAGGCUGAGGCGCGGCAGCAACACCAUCAGGAGGACAUCGACGCAAUUGUUGCAAGUCAUCGGCGAGAGAUGGCGGCAAAGAAUUUGGAAAUUACUUCCCUUCAUCGCAAACACGCGGAACUUCGAAAGGCGCUGGAGGAGACGGCACGACAGUUAAAUGGGACGACGAUGAUCGACAAACGCGUCAUUAGUCAUCUCACGGUGAAUUUUAUCCACGCCUUUGUAGGUCAGCGACGCGAGGCGGACGAGAUGCUGAAGGUGCUAAGCGGUCUGCUGAACUGGGACGAGGAGAUGCAGGAGAGGGCGGGCCUCUUGCCGGGGCCCAGCAAUCCAAAGCCUGGUCAUCAGGGCAAACGCGGUGGACUCAUUGGAGGGCUGGUAAAAUCUGUCUGGGGGGGCCCUGCCCGGACGGCGCCGAAGGGGGCUGGCGACAGUGUCAGCUCGCCGAGUAUCGCGGAGUUGUGGGUGGAAUUUCUGAUGCGGGAAAGCGAGGCGGGGGAAACUCGGGGCGACGUGGCGCCGGCGGACGCCUCCGCCACUGCUUCCGCCUCGCAAACAGAGGAAGUGGCCCCUGUGGAGGGGAACUAG